AUGACGGAAACCGAAAAGAAGCGCGGGCGGUUGUCGCGGUUCCUCCACAAGGACAAGGGCAAGCCGGCGUCGUCUCUGCUGCUGGCGGCUCUGACGUCGGAGGUGGCGCCGCUGCGCACGCCGCUGGGCCUCCGCCGGGCGCUGUCCGAGGUCGUCCUCGGCGCCCAGCUGCGCCAGUCGCCCGACUCGGCGCUGCUGCUGGCGCCCCACCACCACCACCACCACUUGUUUGGCCACCACCACAACAACACUCCGCCGCCAAGAGAGAUGAAACAGUUGCUGAAGCUGGAGACCCUCGCCAAAAUGGAACAGAUUCGCGAGCGCAACGCUAAAUUGGCGCUGAUCCGCCAGAAGAACCCGCCGCUGAUGCUGAACCAUUCGCCGGCGCACGAUAAGAUCGUGUAUAACCCGAUGGGUCUCUCGCUGACCCACUCCAUCGGCAAUCGGUCGCUGUUUUACCAGCUGGGCGCCCCCGACGAAGAGCGAGUAUUAUCGCACCCGGUUGCCGACCCCAACGACCAUUUGCCCGACGAAUAUAAACAGCCCCACCUGAACUUAUUCGACGAGUGGGAGAUCGACAUGCUGCGCAUCAAGUUGGGCGACGGCGGCUCGCUGGACGUGCGCAUCAUCAACGCCAUUGGCCACAAAAAGCGGUAUUAUGCGCUUAAGAAGUUCACGUUAUUGAAAAAGGAGACGGAUGAAGAGUUCUAUAAGCGCGCUAAGAAGGAAUACAUCAUCGCCAAACAGGCGCUGGAGCUGCGCCACUGCAUCGACACCAUCGCCCUCGUGCGCAUCCACCAGAUGCACUCGUUAACUCGAGGUUGGGGGAUGGUGCUUGAGUACUGUCUGGGCGGCGACUUGUUCAAUUUGAUUACCCGCCGCGCCUAUAAGUACCAGCCGUUACAGGAGAAAUACUGCUUGUUUAAGCAAAUCGCCUAUGGCGUCAAGUGGCUCCAUGAAAACGAUAUUAUCCACCGCGAUUUGAAGCCGGAAAACGUGUUGCUUGACGCUAACGGCGUGUGUAAGCUCUGUGACUUUGGGGUGCUGACAUACGGCCACCACCCUCCACGAGCGUUUGAUACCCCCGUGGUUUUGCUGACGCUGUACGUGGGGCUGCCGCCUUAUACUCCACCGGAAGUGAUGCUUUUAGCCGAUAAAAAGGAUCACGAAGCGAAACAGUUUGCCUACGACCCCUUCGCCAUGGACAUGUGGGGUUUGGGGAUGUUGCUCUUCUGUAUCAUCUAUGGGGGUGUCCCCUUUGAGCUGGCGGUGAACCUGAAUUCUCAGUACCGCGACUAUAAGCUUAGCUUUGACCGCUUCGCUCAAUCGCACCCCAACUUCAAAUUCAAUAAGGGGUACCCUAAAGGGCCCGGGGUCGAGUUUCGGUGGGCGCUGCAUUUCCAGUCCCAGGGAGCGCUGAGAGUGGCAUGGAAGUUGUGUGAUCCUACUACGCAAUACCGCUACACCAUGGACCAUUUGUUUAAUGAUCCGUGGAUGCAGCUGUUGGAGAUGUGUCUCUACGAGGACCCCGACCAGUUGGUGCUGCCAUUUGUGCUUCCGGGCACUGGAAAUGACGUGCCCAUAUCGCUGCUGGCGCUGGCGGCGCUGCUGCGCAACCCGCUGCGCCGGGCCACCACGAACAACGGGCGGGUGACGCUGCACGGGUCUGUUGCCAGUCACCAGGAGCCGGUGCGGAGCAUGCUUGAUCCAGCCCCGGCACCGCCGGCCUCUGCCGCUAACGUCAAUAGCGGCACUGACGCCGAGCAGCUGCCAGCGGCGCCAGCGGCGCCGAUGCUGCCACUGCUGUCGCUGCUGCUGAUCCACUCCCAGCUGCUGCUCACUUAUGGCGACGCCCACCCGCCAGUGGCACCGAUAGCGGAAGCGCCGUCGUCGAUGCUCCACGGGCUUCUGACGAUUACUCUGGGCGAUACCGAAGACGAGUACCCGGCGCCAAUGCCGCAGUCGCCGUCGCCGCCGCCGCAGACGCUCGACCCCGUGCGUGAAGAUGGUCGCGACGACAAUGCCGGAAGCGACCACCCGACAACGGUGCCGACACCAGUGCCGACGCCGGCACCGACGGUAGCGCUGAUGGUGGCUGCUGGCACCCAUGGCGACGCCUGCGUCCACCCUGAUUUCGCCCAGCUGAAACGGAUCCCGCUGAUGACGCUGAUCCUGCUGUCGCUGCCACGGGUGAUGCCGAGCCGCGGCUCGCAAAUCAACAUUCCCCGCAACAAGCUGGAGGUGGAGUUGUUGUUGAUCGACUCGCUGCUGCGGACAUAUAAGCCCAACGAGCACGCGGCGUUGGACACGCUGGGGAUGUGUGACUUGGGGUACAAGAUCAAGAAGCACAACCACUUGCUCAAGUAA
Messenger RNA from Diutina rugosa, 2367 nucleotides. RefSeq names its product protein kinase (gene PTK2). Gene Ontology annotation, molecular function: ATP binding; protein serine/threonine kinase activity. The coding region runs from base 1 to 2367 and encodes 788 amino acids. Gene Ontology annotation, biological process: intracellular signal transduction; protein phosphorylation. Lineage: Eukaryota; Fungi; Ascomycota; Pichiomycetes; Serinales; Debaryomycetaceae. Gene Ontology annotation, cellular component: cytoplasm. The record is from RefSeq and is a predicted model, not a curated record. The transcript has a single exon.